AUGAAGAGAUUAGGGCGAAAAAUGACGUCAGUAGCUGCCCAUCACGGUCACGGCGGAGGGGAGCAGGAACCGUGCUCGCGCAGCGCCCUGCUGGACCACAGUCGGCGGCAUCGGACGGCCUUCACACGCGAGCAACUGUCCCGGCUGGAGCAAGAGUACUGCAAGGAGAGCUACGUGUCGAGGCCCCGGAGGUGUGAACUUGCCACUGAACUCAAUUUACCGGAGACGACAAUAAAGGUGUGGUUCCAGAACCGGAGGAUGAAGGACAAGCGACAGAGACACUCCCUCUCCUGGCCCCACCCCCUGGUCGACCCGCUGGGCAUGCUCCUCCUGGGGCGCGCCACCUCCACCCCCUCCUCCUCCUCCUCCUCACCUUACCCCUUCAUCCCACACCACCUUCCGCACCUCCCCCUCCACCUCUACUCCCCCCUGGGGCUCUCGGCCUCGGCCCACAGCCCCUACAGCGUCCCCAUGAGGCCCCUGGAGGCGCUGCGCCUCUCCCACUACCACAGCCGGCCCGGCGGGCUCCAUCCGCCCGGGGCAACUCUCUACCCCCCCAUGGGGGGAAUGCACCACCCGGCCUCCUGCGCCUGCCCCCUCUGCAUACAGUGGGGGACGGACCAACUUCUCAAGGCCAGGGGCGAGAUUGCCGCCCUGGGCAUGAUGAGCCGGUCCCGCAGUCCGAAGGCCAUCCAGUCGGCCGCCCUGGACAGAAGGGAGGAGGUGGUGUGA
Gadus chalcogrammus (walleye pollock) is the source of this 732-nucleotide messenger RNA. RefSeq names its product even-skipped-like1 (gene eve1). Gene Ontology annotation, molecular function: RNA polymerase II cis-regulatory region sequence-specific DNA binding; DNA-binding transcription factor activity, RNA polymerase II-specific. Bases 1 to 732 code for a protein of 243 amino acids. NCBI's taxonomy places the organism in Eukaryota, Metazoa, Chordata, Actinopteri, Gadiformes, Gadidae. Gene Ontology annotation, biological process: regulation of transcription by RNA polymerase II. Gene Ontology annotation, cellular component: nucleus. The record is from RefSeq and is a predicted model, not a curated record. The transcript is spliced from 3 exons.